Messenger RNA from Lactuca saligna, 789 nucleotides. Lineage: Eukaryota; Viridiplantae; Streptophyta; Magnoliopsida; Asterales; Asteraceae. The record is from the annotation of a GenBank genome assembly.
AUGACACAGACAUCUCCAAUUUUUGAUCACACAAUCCGAAUCACUAAUCCAUUGAGGCAAAUGGCUUCUUCAUCGGAUCCAUGGACGAGGGAAUAUAAUGAAGCGUCUAAGCUUGCUGAUGAUAUCACCAGCAUGAUAUCAGAGAGGAAUUCCUUUGGGUCAGGCCCAGAAGCACAGCGCCAUUCAUCUGCUAUUCGGAGAAAAAUCACCAUACUUGGAACCAGACUUGAUAGCUUACAGUCUCUUCUCACAAAGCUUCCUGCUAAACAACCCUUGACAGAGAAAGAAAUGAACAGACGCAGAGAUAUGCUUGGAAAUUUGAGAACAAAGGUAACACAGAUGGCCACCACAUUGAACAUGUCAAACUUUGCUAAUAGGGACAGCUUGCUUGGGCCAGAUAUUAAGCCAGCUGAUGCCAUGAGCAGAAUUGCUGGUUUGGAUAACUCUGGUGUUGUUGGGCUUCAAAGACAAAUCAUGAGAGAACAAGAUGAAGGUUUAGAGAAACUGGAAGAGACAGUGAUAAGCACCAAACAUAUUGCUUUAGCUGUCAAUGAAGAACUUGACCUUCACACUAGACUCAUUGAUGAUCUGGAUGAACAUGUAGAAGUUACUGAUUCUCGACUCAAGAGAGUGCAGAAGAAUUUGGCGAUUCUGAAUAAACGAACAAAGGGUGGUUGCUCAUGCUUGUGCCUACUGUUCUUUCUUUUGUGUGAGAUGUUUGUGCUAUGCUACCGAAGAACAAAGUUCGAGUUGCUAAAUGUUUGCUUGUUGCACCAUAUAUUGAUUUAA